UUGUUAGUUGAAUCAGACUGGAGCAAGGAGGCUGCUGCGUGCGCAGAGGAUAACCGACUUAGCUGAGGCCAGUCGGCAUGAGACGCGCGCGGAGUGUAACUGGGCCCUUGCGGCGUGCCCACCCCGCCUCGGGGGCCACUUGGAAUGUCCAGGUGGUACGGGGUAAAAUGAGUUCCAAAUGCUUGUGGCAUGCAUGUCGUGCACUUUCAGCUGGCUUACUACUUAUGCUACUUGGUGGUGCCAUGGCAGUCAUAGGGUACUACGCAGACACGUUGUCAGUAGCACAAGAGAUACGUGGUAAUGCAACGAUAUCAGUGAAAGAUGAGGCUCGCGGAUUUCAUCUGAACAACCUCUCAUAUGCCGGACCUAUUGUAAUGGGUUUUGGAGGUUUUAUAGUAGUAGCAGCUUGCGUAAUGACGUUUGAAGCUAGAGACAGUGCUGCGAAAGUUACACCAGCUAGGCCGCAGACAUUACCACGACCAUUACCGCGGAGGGGACCUUGUACCCCCGCCCGUCUAGACCAACUCGGUGUAUACAGAAUACCCCACGUUUUGCCCCUACCCGCUUUGCCCCUGCAACAAACACAUAGAAUACGACCACCUCAUACUCGUCCAAGAUGUGGUGAGAGAGUUAAAGAAAAAGCCCGCUUCGGUUCAGCUCCAGACUUGCGUAGCGCUAGUUGUAGAGCUACGCUUCCGGUUACAGCAUUACGGAGGCCACUACGGCGCUACGCGCUUUCCGUUGACGAGCCGUCGCGCUCGGCCGUCAGUGCCAGUGCAGCGGAAUCUGAAUGUGGAUCACAGUCUUCGUUAGCACUAGAUCUUCAUGGUAGCGGAGCAUGCGCUGGUGUCACCUUACGAGUAAAAGAUAAUACACGAAGACGCCCCCUAGCGAGGCAGCAGCGCCUCGUUGAAGACAUUUCGCAUCCGGUAUCAAGUGAGCGAAUGAAUACGAUUAACGGUAUAGAAGAAUCUCCUACAAGAGGUGACAAUGGAACCCCUGAUGCGGUAGAAAUGGUUCACUUAUCAAUAGAACGUGAAAUCCGAGCAAGUAGCGCUCCCCCUCUCUCUCCAUAUUCCCUCAGGUCCUCUCUACAGACUGAAACAUGUAUAUUAACUGUGGAAAAUGAAAAUGUUGAAGAAGUCAAAAAAUUAGAAGACAAUUGAUAAAGGUAAAACAUAUUUUCAGCUCCUUAACGCUUUAAGUGUUCAAAUAAUGCAAUGCAAAUCUCAAGCAAACUUCACCGACUUCUUUUCACCGAUCACCGAAUUUUUCAUAUAUUACCUGACCUUAGAAUUAUUUCGUCGUUCGUAGUUGUUCGGUUCUGAAGUCGGUUUCGAGAAAAAUAUGGCCUAAUUAAAACAUUAACUUCACUAUGGCUAGACUAAUAUAACUAUGCUCGGGCUUCAUAAAUGUACUAUAAAAUAGCCUAAUAAUAAUUUGAAACCUAAAAAUAUUUUGCACUUAGCACAUUCUUAAUAACCACACUCAAGCAUAAAAGGUAUCACACACUCAUUUUAAGAUGAAAGACUGAUUAAAGCGAAUUUUGUAAAAAAUAUUAACCAUAAACUAAACAAAUGAAUAACUAUGGUUUUUAGUUUGUCGUUCCGAGUAGUAUAUUUAUAUAAUAUCUACAUUAAUUGUCACAUGUUAAUAAACUAACAUUUACGAAAAAAAUUUUUUUAACCUUUUAGUUAUUUAUUAUUAACUUUAUAUUGCGUUGAAUGCAGGUGCAAUAAUAUUAAAGUAAAGGAACCUCUUUUCCAGACAAUUUUAAUGAUUGACUAAUUACAUUUUAACUGCCGCUGAUAUUGACACUACCUAACAAAAAACCUUAAUGACGUCAACUAACGACUAAACAAAAUCGUUAUUGAGGAUUCAUAUAUUGAUUUCCACAGGGUAGGAGAACAAUAUGUAUUUUCUAAUAAUCCUAUAGGUGGGUCCUUUAGUAUUUGAUUCCGGGUUGGAAUAUAUACGAUAAUAAUAUGGUCAAGAAUGAUACAAACAAAAACAAAAGAAAUUGUACAUUUAUGUUGUGUAACUCUACUGACAAUGAGAUUUAGUUCAAAUAUUUUAUAUAACCAUUUAUGAGUGCAUAUAAAAUGUAUCUUAAUACUGUCCAUUUUACCAUUUAUAUUUUUAACAUUUAUAUUUACUCCGGUCGUAUUUAGCGUCGUCCAUAAAGUAACUCUUUAAAUUACAUAAGCUUUUAAUUUUUAUGAAUUUAUAACAUUUAUAGCAUAGCUUAUAUUUUUAUUAUAAGCUAUGCCGUUAUGUUUCUAUAGAAAAAACGUAGCUCUCGUAGCAAUUACGACAGGAAGAAAAUCGGGAGACGUGAACAAAAUAUAUUUGGGUAGGAGGCAUUUGAAAGCUAAAGUCUUUUACUGUCCUAUCUCUGAAUCAGUCGUUAAGUAAUUGGGCAAUAAAUUCGUAACAGCAUUUCUAAAUAUGGUAUAUUUUAAUGACUGAUAAUUAAUGGACGACUCUGAGUAAAACUGAUAGUUUUGAUGUAGCACUUGUGGUGCGAUAUUAAAGAGUUCAACGCAUAAAAUUAUUUUUGGUAAAUGUAUAUAUGCUUAUUCGUAAAAAUUUACUUGUUUUUAUAUAACCUUGCACACCUUCACAUUCAUUAAUAUAUUAUGAUUAUUUUUGACGCAUUAAUAAUUUUUAGAAAUUACAUUUGCUCAAAAUUACACACGUACAGACUAUAUAUAAUGUGUAUACUCGUAAUCUAUGUCUAAUGUAAAAUAAAUUAACCAAACACAUUAAAUGUUGUUAACAGUCAUAAAUUUCUCUAUUGUGUAGUUUUUCUCUUCUUGGUAUACCUUUCAUUCAAUGAAUAGAUAAAAUUUAGAAUGUAUUGAAAACUCAGAUCAACGUAUUUUUAACAGCAUUAUUAAACAUUGGUAUGUCUGAUAUUUUAAUGCGUUCAAAUUAAAAUUCACCGUAGAA
Molecule: messenger RNA, 2952 nt
Organism: Pieris napi
Lineage: Eukaryota; Metazoa; Arthropoda; Insecta; Lepidoptera; Pieridae
Exons: 8
Coding region: 78-1166 (362 amino acids)
Source: RefSeq, a predicted model, not a curated record